This is a messenger RNA of Austrofundulus limnaeus, 1130 nucleotides long. It is a transcript of the gene alkbh6, whose product is annotated as alkB homolog 6. Bases 96 to 794 code for a protein of 232 amino acids. Lineage: Eukaryota; Metazoa; Chordata; Actinopteri; Cyprinodontiformes; Rivulidae. Gene Ontology annotation, cellular component: nucleus. The record is from RefSeq and is a predicted model, not a curated record. The transcript has 2 exons.
UUAGGAGGUGACACAUGCGUGCAGCGACCAACCGGAGCAGGCUGUUUGAGAAACUGCUCGUUUAAUCGAAAARAAUAGAUGCCCACGGAGGAGACAUGGAACACCCUGCUUGUAUUUUGGAGGAGCUAAAGCGGUUUGUUGUUAAAGACGCUCCGCAGACGGCGUAUUACGUCCCAGAUUUUAUAUCCGAAGAGGAGGAGUCCUACCUCCUGCAGCAGGUCUACAAGUCCCCCAGAACCAAGUGGACCCAGCUGUCGGGCAGACGGCUUCAGAACUGGGGAGGCUCGCCGCAUCCCAAAGGCAUGUUGGCGGAGAGGAUCCCCGACUGGCUGCAGGCGCACUGCGAGAAGAUCUCCUCCCUGGGAGCGUUCGGUGGGCAGACCGCCAACCACGUGUUGGUGAACGAGUACAAAGCGGGCGAGGGGAUCAUGCCCCACGAGGACGGCUCUCUGUACCACCCCACCGUCACCACCAUCAGCCUGGGCUCCCACACCCUGCUGGACUUCUACUGGCCUGUCGCGGAGGGGGAGGCGCCGCAGACCGAGGAGAACCGGUACCUGCUGUCGCUGCUGGUGAGGCCGCGCAGUCUCCUGAUCCUGCAGGACCACAUGUACCGGCGCCUGCUUCACGGCAUUCAGGGACGGGACGGCGACUCGCUAACGGAUCGGGUGGUGAACCUGUCUGCUGCCGGGGCCCGGCCCGGGGACACGCUGACCCGGGGAACCAGGGUGUCCCUCACCAUCAGACACGUCCCCAAAGUUAUGAAGACGAAGCUGGUGCUGGGGAGGAAAUAACCUGAGGAGUUACAAAGAUUUGAAUUAUUUGUUGUAGAUACCUCCAACGCCUCAGCUGCUGAUGUAUUUAUUAUUUUAAAAUAAUACGUUUUAUUAGACUAGCCRUUAGCUUGUCAGUUGUUUCAUAAUUAAACUGUUUAAUGAGCUAUCUGCAACAGGUAAGAUGUUGAUUAACAUAAAGRAACUUCAAAUGAUCUAAACUGACUUGAUCAAACUGUUCAACUCAAACGGUUCUUGUUAUUUUCUUAUUUUUAUUUGCUGAAUAUUAAUUGGAGACACUUUAGCUGUAAAGUUUAUAUAUUUAAAACUACAAUAAAGGAAAAAAGACUUUUCUGA